AUGUUAUUUCCGGGGUUGUUGCCGUUUCUCUGGUUCGUGGCCACAUUUGCCGCUGUAAUCGUACCCUCAAAGUACUCGCUUACUAAUGAACAACUAAACUAUAUAAAAGAUGAUCCUGCAGUAACUCAUCUUGUCACCUUUGAAAUUCUGAAACGAGUAUAUGGCGCCGAUGGACCGCUUAAAUUGGGUUUUUUGGAGUUAGCACUCUUUGGCGAGCUCGUGCCAAUCACCGUUGAUAAUUUCGUCAAGUUGUCCAAUCAAACCUUUGGGUAUGGUUAUAAAGAAGCCAAGUUCCAUCGCAUCAUUAAAGACUUUAUGAUCCAAGGCGGAGACUACGAAAAUGGUGACGGCACAGGUGGCCGUUCCGUGUUUGAAACAGCAAAGUUCCCGGACGAAAAUUUUGUUGUCAAACACAAUAAAUUGGGGAGACUUUCCAUGGCAAAUGCUGGACCCAAUACCAAUGGAGCUCAAUUUUUCAUCACUACCAAGGAGGAUUGUCUGUGGUUAGACGGUAUACACGUAGUUUUCGGUCAGCUCGUAGGUGGGUUCGACACUUUACAGAAACUUAAUGUGGUGGAAACAGAUCAUGAUAGACCUAAAGAAGAAGUGAUGAUCUCUGGCAUUGACAUUAAAGAGGUCAAAGACAGCCGAAACGUUCACAAUGAUCUUGUUUUGGACACCGAAGUCGCGCCAGCUACAGGCUGGAACUACUCGCUAUUUAUUGUCUGCCUUGUGUUGGUUUGUGGGUUUCUUUAUUACACCAAGGUGAGUUACAAAAAACAGUAUAUUAUCGACAUCAAAGACUCCAAUUACUUUUAA
Molecule: messenger RNA, 819 nt
Organism: Meyerozyma guilliermondii ATCC 6260
Lineage: Eukaryota; Fungi; Ascomycota; Pichiomycetes; Serinales; Debaryomycetaceae
Exons: 1
Coding region: 1-819 (272 amino acids)
Biological process (GO): protein peptidyl-prolyl isomerization; protein folding
Cellular component (GO): endoplasmic reticulum; fungal-type vacuole
Molecular function (GO): peptidyl-prolyl cis-trans isomerase activity
Source: RefSeq, a predicted model, not a curated record